AUGGCUAUGGGAAUUAUCACCAUCGUCCACGCCGUUCUGGCUCUCUUCCUCAUCAUCGAGUUGGGCCUCACCGCAUACCUCGUAGAUGCGACCAACCCCAGCUGGUGGGGCGGCGGCUCUCCUCCCCAAUAUGCGUUCUUGCUCUUCUGUGUUGUCUGGUCCAUCGUCAUGCUGCUCUACCUCGCCCUCACGCCCAUCUUCGCCCCUCGCAUGUACCAUAGCAUGGUCGCUCUCGGCAUCCUCGCCCUCACUUCUCUCUUCUGGUUCGCCGGUGCUACCGCCCUGGCUGCUCACAUUGGCGUCCCUCACUGCCACGGACGUAUUUUCUGCCAAUGCGCCCAGGCUGCUGUCGCAUUCGGCUACUUCAUCUGGGCCAUCUUCACCGGCUUGACCAUCAUGGAGGCGCUGGCCUUUAUGCGAUCGCGCGGCCAUUCUGCUCACGCCGACACCAAGCCUGGUAGAGUUUAG
Fusarium sp. VM40 is the source of this 468-nucleotide messenger RNA. NCBI's taxonomy places the organism in Eukaryota, Fungi, Ascomycota, Sordariomycetes, Hypocreales, Nectriaceae. The record is from the annotation of a GenBank genome assembly.